Molecule: messenger RNA, 933 nt
Organism: Bacidia gigantensis
Lineage: Eukaryota; Fungi; Ascomycota; Lecanoromycetes; Lecanorales; Ramalinaceae
Exons: 1
Coding region: 1-933 (310 amino acids)
Molecular function (GO): oxidoreductase activity
Source: RefSeq, a predicted model, not a curated record
AUGUCUUCUGCCAAACGUGCUUUGACCGAUCUUCUCCCGCUUCCCAAUUCCAAUGUCAAGAUUCCACAGCUGGGGUUCGGCAUUUACCAAUCCAAACCCGAAGUAUGCGUCAACUCGUGCUCUACGGCCUUGCGUGCCGGUUAUCGUCAUAUUGACUCUGCCCAAUUCUACCGCAAUGAAACCGAGAUGGGUGUUGCUGCACGCCAAAGUGGCAUUCCGCGAUCGGAAUUGUUUCUAACCACUAAAAUUCUGAGUGCUGGAGGAAGUCCGGAGAAGACAUACCAGAAAUGUCUCGAAAGCGUGAAGAAGAUUGGCGCCGAAGGCGAAAGCGACAGCCCUGGUUCGCCCUCUUAUGUUGACUUAUUUCUAAUACAUUCGCCAAGCGCAGGUAGUGCUGCAAGGAAGGAGAUGUGGCAGGCGUUGGAAAAGCUUGAAGCGGAGGGUAGGACGAAGGCGAUUGGUGUGAGCAACUUUGGCGUUGGACACAUCGAAGAAUUGAAGGAGUAUGCAAGGAUUUGGCCUCCACAUAUCAACCAAAUUGAGGUGAGUGGCGCUUACCCCGCGCUCAAGAGACUUGCGUUACUGACGUUCAUCUUUCAGUUGCAUCCAUGGAACCAGCAGCGGACUAUCGUUGACUAUUGCAAUGAGCAUAAAAUCAUCAUUGAAGCUUAUUGCCCCCUCGUGCGCAACCAAAAAGCUCAUGAUGAGACGCUCCUUUCCAUCUCGAAGAAGUACGACAAGACGACAGCGCAGGUACUGAUUCGUUAUGGUUUGCAGAAAGGCUGGGUCUCGUUGCCAAAGAGUGACACACCUAGUCGAAUCGAAGCCAAUGUUGAUGUAUAUGGAUUCGAAAUUGAUGAUACUGAUAUGACUAAACUUGAUGAUCUCGACCAAGGGCCGGCUGGAGCAAUCGUGCAAGCAGUCAAAAAUUGA